GCAUGAACUGCAAAGAAUGUCCUUCAAAAGUGAAAAGAAGAAAUGCUGGUAACCUUUUAAUACAGGCAGCUUUGCAAGCUGAAAGAUUAGUUGUACCAGUCAGCCCGGAUAGAUCAGCACGAUGGAGGCCGAAAAGCGGGAUACACCUAAGAGCGAUGAUCCGUACCGCUGGAGCGACUACAUUCGCCCCGUCAGGAUAACCGUGUGGACGUGGAAAAUCUGUGGUCUUUACAAUGGGAAGCCACAGACUACACGGUACCGUGUGUACCGUGCCGUGUUCAACAUCUUCCUGAUGGUAGUGUACCUGUUCACGCUGUCGCUCAAUGUGUUCGUGAUGCAAACGUUCGAGCAGCUGGUCCUGUACAUCAUGUACAUCGUGUUUACGGAGAUUGUCAUGGCACUGAAGGCGAUCGUCACCUACUACAAGUUCGAUCAGCUGUGUGACCUGUACCGCCAGACGCUCGGUAGUGACUUUCAACCGCUCGACGCCGAAGAAGAACAGCUGCACCGCAAGGGAGUUGCAAGUAUUAACCGCUAUCUGUAUCCGUACCUCGUGACGACGAACUUGGCCGUCGCCAGUUCGUGCCUGUACCUGCUGCAAGACGAUUACCGGCUGCCCUACUUUCCCUGGAUACUGGGCAUCGAGUAUGGGCCGACGAAGCGUCUUAACUAUGGGGUGCUGUUUGCUUACCAGGUGAUUGGCAUGUAUCUGCACAUGCUGAUCAAUGUAGCGAUCGACGUGCAGCUGUCCUAUCUGCUCGGGAUGACCAGCAUCCAGCUGGAUUUGAUUGGCAAACGUUUCCGCUCACUGCACACGUCCGAACAGUUCCGGGAGUCUUUCGUCGGCUUAAUGAACCACCAUGGAAAAGUGCAACGGAUGACCGCUGAAAUCGAGCAGCUCUUCUCGGCGGCAUACUUUGCCCAGUUCGGGUCGAGCGGUUUGGUGAUUUGUGCGUCCGCAUUCAAGACAUCUUCAAUGUUUAACCUGUACGAGCUGACCGCCAUCCAGAAUCUGCUCUACAUGCUGUCGAUGAUAUUUCAAAUGUUCUUACCAUGUCGCUUCGGCAAUGAGGUGACGCGCAAAAGCCACCUGCUUCGGACCUCCAUCUACAGCUCCCGUUGGUACGAGAUGGGAUUGCAGGAGCGCAAAACGUUGCGUAUGUUGCUGCAGCGCAUGAACAAACCGCUCACGCUGAAGGCGUUCUAUUUUUUCAACUACAAUCUACAGGCGUUUACUACGACACUCAAUAUGGCUUAUUCAUUGUACGCAUUGUUGCAACGCAACGCAUUGAAGAAAGUUUAAUAUUAAUAUUGGUUCUAUCAAAGGACAUAAUGUUUUAGAACAACAACUAAUCGUAAAACAAUGCCAGCGUAAGUGCACUGUAACCGCACAAUUGAUCCGAUUACUACGCAAGUAAGCGUAACAUACUUUCUCAUUUUUUUUCUACAGGAAGAGAGCAUUUGCCGAUGAAACAAAAUUGGUUACACUGCGAUCGUUGGUUUUUCGUUCGAUAUAUUUCCCUCUCGUACACAAUUGCAAUUGCUGUUCUUCAGCGUUUCCCUUCGCUUGGUAAUCGUUUCAGGAACUUAGCCACUAAAACGAUAAGUACACCAUCCCUCUUCAACCGCACACGCUUACUUACUGAUUCGUUACCUCUCUUCGCUAGCCUGUUUAACGUCUUAAUGUUCGAUGUACCCGAUACGCCUUGCAUUGCAUUGGUGUACAAAUUAAUAAUACAUAAUAUCUAUGCGUACGUUUAAAGAAGGAUAAAGAUUAUUCCCAUUGCUGCGCUGCGCUCUGCCAUUUGAUGUUGAUGAUCGUUAUUUCUUUCCUACUUGGAGACAGAACCACCCCUUGGCGCAUUUGUUAGUUGAUAGGUUGAUGAGUAUAAAUUACUAAAUUAUAAUUUAAUUCGUGUUAAUGCGUGUAAGCAUGUACGCCACAAACAAAUUGAAAGCGUUGUUUGGCGAUUAUCAUUUAUUGCGCCCCAAUUGCGCGGUACGAUCGCAAGCAUUGGUGUGUACAUUUGCUUUUGCUUUGCACUGAAAGAAAAGAACGAACGAAUUAAAAUCAAGGACAUGAAACAAAUUGCACACGUGGAAUGAAGAUGAUUCUAACCGCACACACGCCCAUCUAAUGUAAGACAAAACAUUUGCCGGAAAUGAUAAUAAAAACCAAUUAUAUGUAGCAAAGCUUUAAAUACAACGGCAACGGCACGCAAUGCAACCACCGUAGUAAGCUCAAGCGGUGGUGGUGCCGGCGGCCCUGUCUAUUGUGCAUCGAAAUCAUGUUACUCCGUUAAAUCAUACAAUGAAAUUUUUGUGCAGUUUUGGAAGGAAAAUACGCUCUAAAUUCAUCAAAUUAAAACACACACUGAACACAUAAAUCCAAACAAACAAAAGUUAUGAAUAAAUGGUUUCACUACGUUGGAACGAAUGGGUCGGAAAAAGUGGAUGGAAAUUCUUACACAUACCACCAAAAUUGUGAUUGGAAGAGCUUGGCAAUAACAACAAAAAAGAGCAUUUCACGCAUAAGCAUCUUAAUUACAGUACUUUGCUCGCGCAUCACUUGCAGGGAAGCUUCGCAAAAAAACUGAUUCGCCCCUACAGUGUCUAUUUUGUGUGAUAAGAGUUUUCCUGUGCGCGUGUAACGGAAAAAGCGUGCAAAUCGUUUCGGUUUCAACUUUCCUCAGCACACAUAGACACCGAACACGUUUGCUGAACACGUUACGUCUUCUUAUUGCCUCGGAACGGACCAUUCCACAAUGUAACUUAAAUUAGUUUAGAUUCUAUACGCACACAUACACACACACACACUAUGUUCUGGCGGAUCGUGUUUGCUUAUUCUCUCCAAGAAAAAAAAAAAAGAA
Messenger RNA from Anopheles coluzzii, 2870 nucleotides. Its product is annotated as odorant receptor 94b-like. NCBI's taxonomy places the organism in Eukaryota, Metazoa, Arthropoda, Insecta, Diptera, Culicidae. Gene Ontology annotation, cellular component: plasma membrane. Gene Ontology annotation, molecular function: odorant binding; olfactory receptor activity. Gene Ontology annotation, biological process: detection of chemical stimulus involved in sensory perception of smell; sensory perception of smell. The record is from RefSeq and is a predicted model, not a curated record. Bases 122 to 1303 code for a protein of 393 amino acids. The transcript is spliced from 4 exons.